Messenger RNA from Camellia sinensis, 1378 nucleotides. Its product is annotated as F-box protein At3g07870. Gene Ontology annotation, molecular function: protein binding. NCBI's taxonomy places the organism in Eukaryota, Viridiplantae, Streptophyta, Magnoliopsida, Ericales, Theaceae. The record is from RefSeq and is a predicted model, not a curated record.
CGUUAUAUAUAUAUAUAUAGUGGAGAUAGGUAUCUCUAAACGUGAACAAAGUGAGGCAAGGAGAUCGAAGAUGAAUGCAGGAAAAGUUUCAAAUGGGAGAGUCAGCUGCACAAGAUCCUGUUCAAAUAAAAAGAAGAAAAGCAGCAUACCUUCUCUUCCCGAUGAGAUUAUAUUCUGCAUUCUUGCUUGGCGUCCUGCUGAGAUUCUUUACAAUUCAAUAAGGUAUGUUUGUCGGCAGUGGUAUAACAUAAUCAAUGACCCAAUUUUCAUAAAGGAACAGCUCCUUCGUUGCACCACUGGCCUGUUCAUACAGCAGAAGCGUACUCCAUAUAGGGCCCAAUUUGUGGAUUUUGGGAAAAUGAAUGUCGCACUGACUGAGGUAAAUGUACCAUUUCCAAACACUGUUUUGGCUACUUGUGAUGGUCUAGUACUGUUCAGGGAUAAGCAAGAUACACUUCAUGUUGCAAAUCCUCUCACAAAGCAAAGCUUAAUUGUUCCGCCAUUUGAUUGCCACCCUUCAUAUGGCUUACCUUAUUUCUCAUUAGUAUAUGCUCGUUCAACGAUGGAAUGUAAAGUGCUGUGCAUCGAUAAACCCUAUGGGUGUGAUGUCUAUAAAUGCAUGAUGAUUACUCCGGGCAAAGAUCAUGCAUGGAAAUUGAUCAAUACUAACACAUUUUCUGAUCCUACUUGCCGUAUAUUUCAUCAUCCUCCUGUUUUUGUUGAAGGACUUCUUUAUUGGGGAAGCCGUUGCUUUCGUUGCGUUGUUGCUUGGGACAUAGAAUCUGAAAUGUUCUAUGAGUUUCCUAAGCCAGCAGUUCAGAGUAAACCUUGUAUUUUUCAUUUUGUACCAAUGGCAAAAUCCCUUUCUUGCCUGGUUUGGUCGAUUCUUCAAGCAUUAUUUGAUGUUUUUGUCUUGUCUGAUCCCAUGAGUGGUGAGUGGAGGAAGCUCUACAAAAUUGAAUUGGAUGUUCAAAAAUAUAGAUUGAAUGGCAUAUUGAACAAACCGGUCUCUUGGCCUGGCCAGAACUAUUUUGUACCAUUUGCUUGGGCGGACAAUGGUGAAGUGUUCUUGUGUCUCAGUGAAACACCAGGUCAUUAUGUUGCUCACUAUGUCAAGACUGGGGAGACCUUAAUAGUUGGAAGUUAUGAUGAGGAUGGCUGGCCUAGAUUCCGAAGUAAUUUUGCCUACAGCCUUGUCCUGUUGCCAUCAAGUCUUAGCAGUUUAUCAACCGGUAUUUGAUCAAUUCUGUUCUAUCUAUUGGUCUGUUUUAAUGUUUCUUAUGUUUAUGAACUCAAUUGCGUUUUGUUGUACUUUUGAGGUUAGUGCACUUGUUGAUUGUACAUUUUACUAUUUGUGGGUUUGAACUGAUCUUUGUAA